Molecule: messenger RNA, 1374 nt
Organism: Didymodactylos carnosus
Lineage: Eukaryota; Metazoa; Rotifera; Eurotatoria; Philodinida; Philodinidae
Source: the annotation of a GenBank genome assembly
AUGAUCUGUGUUGCUUCUAGUGGACAUUGUAAACAGCUUGCUCCUGCAUAUGCUGCCGCAGCUGCACAAUUGAAAGCAAGUGACAGUGAUAUAAAACUGGCUAAAGUUGACGCUACAGCACAAGCAGAUUUAGCUCAGAAAUAUGAAGUUAAAGGUUAUCCAACGAUUAAAUUUUUCUCUGAUUCAUCCAUCUUCGAAUACACAGGUGGUCGAACAGCUGAUGAUAUUGUUAAUUGGUUGAAGAAGAAAACAGGUCCAGCUGCACCAGAAUUGAACACAUUAGAAGAAUUAAAAACGUUGAAAGAAGGAAAUCAAGUCGUCGUUAUUGGAGCAUUCAAAAAAACCAACAGCGAUUCUGCUGCAGCCUUCUUACAAGUUGCUAAAAGUCAAGAUGACCUUCCAUUUGCUAUUACAUCCAAUGCUGACAUAUUAAAAGAAUUAGAUAUCCGAGCUGAUACUGUUGUUCUCUUAAAAAAGUUUGACGAAGAACGAAACGAUUUAACAUCGGAUAUCACUGAGAGUACAAUUCGUGAAUUCAUUCAAGCAAAUCAGAUGCCAAUGGUUGUCGAAUUCAACGCAGAGUCCGCUCAAAAAAUAUUUGGUGGAGAUAUCCAAGUCCAUAUUUUACUGUUCGUUGGGAAAAACAAUGAUCAGUAUGAAAAAUUACAAGAACAAUUCAAAGGAGCUGCAAAACUUUUUCGCGGCAAAACAUUAUUCGUAUCAAUUGAUACCGAUGAUGAAGAAAACGAUCGUGUGCUUGAAUUUUUCGGUCUCAAACAAUCAGAUGUACCAGCUUUACGUUUAAUAACAUUAAAAGAUGAAAUGACCAAAUUUAAACCAGAAUCAAAUGAGAUAACAACUGAUGCGAUAAAAACAUUUGUACAAGCAUUUUUUGAUGGUAAAUUAAAAGCACAUUUAUUAACACAAGAUCUACCAGAUGACUGGGAUAAAACUCCAGUUAAAACAUUAGUUGGAACAAAUUUUCAUGAAAUCGCCAAAGAUAAAAGCAAAACAGUUUUGGUUGAAUUUUAUGCACCAUGGUGUGGUCAUUGUAAAGCUCUUUUUCCUAUUUGGGAUCAACUUGGUGAGAAAUACCGAGAUCAAAGCGAUAUUAUUAUUGCCAAAAUUGAUUCGACUGCAAAUGAAUUAGAAGAUGUUAAAGUUCAAAGUUUUCCAACAAUAAAAAUGUUUCCAAAGGAUUCUGAUGAAGUUAUUGAUUACAAUGGUGAACGAACAGUAGACGGUUUCUCAAAAUUUAUCGAUAGUAAUGGUAAAGAUGGUGGUAAAGUUUCUGAUAAGACCGCCGAACAUGUGGAAGAAGCUGGUGAAGAAGAAGAACCGUCCACUGAUCCCUCGUCUCAUGAAGAUUUGUAA